This is a messenger RNA of Toxotes jaculatrix (banded archerfish), 2938 nucleotides long. RefSeq names its product UDP-N-acetylglucosamine pyrophosphorylase 1 (gene uap1). NCBI's taxonomy places the organism in Eukaryota, Metazoa, Chordata, Actinopteri, Toxotidae. The transcript has 11 exons. The coding region runs from base 136 to 1698 and encodes 520 amino acids. The record is from RefSeq and is a predicted model, not a curated record. Gene Ontology annotation, molecular function: UDP-N-acetylglucosamine diphosphorylase activity. Gene Ontology annotation, biological process: UDP-N-acetylglucosamine biosynthetic process.
CAGCAGGAGGUGUAAUCCGGGUGGGAGGCGUUGUAACCAGUUCAAGAAACCUCACAACCACUGGUAUUAAUGGUCUUAAACACUAGAGGAGCUCCUGUGAGAGUGUGGCAGAGUUAAUCAGAAGCACUGCUGAUCAUGGACCCCAGCGCCAGCGGACUCACCCAGAGGUUGGCUGAAGCCAGCCAGUCUCACCUCCUGCAGUUCUGGGGGGAGCUGAGCACUGAGGAGCAGCUCAGCUUGACCCGUGAUCUUCAGGAGAUGGACUUUGAAGAGAUCAAUGGAUUCUUCCGGAACGCCAUGAAGACGUCCAACAGCAGCAAACAGGAAAAGAUGGACGCCCGCAUGGAGCCGGUGCCCCGGGAGGUGCUAGGGAGUGUGACGAGGGACAGAGAGAGUCUCAAAGACUGGGAGCUCACAGGUCUUCACUGCAUCGCUCAGAGUAAAGUGGCGGUUCUGCUCCUGGCUGGAGGCCAGGGAACCAGACUGGGGGUCUCUUACCCCAAAGGGAUGUACGACGUGGGGCUGCCGUCCCACAAAACCCUCUUUCAGAUCCAAGCCGAACGCAUUCUGAAGCUGCAACAGCUGGCCGAGCAGAAGCACAAAAUCAAGUGUUGUAUUCCCUGGUACAUCAUGACCAGCGGGAGGACAAUGGAGUCCACAAAGGACUUCUUCUCACAACAUAACUACUUUGGCUUAGACAAGAACGACAUUAUUUUCUUCCAGCAGGGCAUGCUCCCAGCCAUGGAUUACAACGGCAAGAUCAUCCUGGAGGACAAAGGAAAACUCUCCAUGGCCCCUGAUGGGAAUGGGGGUCUUUACAGAGCUCUGGGGAACCAGGGCAUCAUGGACGACAUGGAGCGGAGGGGGAUCCAGUUCAUCCAUGUGUAUUGUGUAGAUAACAUCCUGGUCAAAGUGGCAGACCCCGCCUUUGUUGGUUUUUGCGUGCAGAAGGGAGCGGACUGUGGCGCUAAGGUGGUGGAGAAAACCAAUCCGACAGAGGCUGUGGGUGUGGUCUGCAAGGUGGAUGGACGUUACCAGGUGGUGGAGUACAGCGAGAUCACCCUGCCAACUGCAGAGAAGCGCAGCGCUGACGGUCGACUGAUGUUCAACGCAGGAAACGUGGCCAAUCACUUCUUCAGCUUUUCCUUCCUCAGAGACGUAGUACAGAAGUACGAGCCAGAGCUGCAGCACCAUGUGGCCCAGAAGAAGAUCCCAUAUGUGGAUACUCAGGGUCAACUAAUCAAACCAGACAAACCAAAUGGGAUUAAAAUGGAAAAGUUCGUCUUUGACAUCUUCCAGUUUGCCAAGACAUUUGUUGUGUACGAAGUGCUGAGGGAGGACGAGUUCUCCCCUCUCAAGAAUGCAGACAGUCAGGACGGAAAGGACACACCCACCACCGCCAGACAUGCCCUCAUGUCCCUCCACCACCGCUGGGUGCUCAAUGCCGGGGGCCACUUCAUCGACGAGAACGGCAGACGCGUGCCCGCCAUACCCAGAGACGGAGCAGCAGACAGUGUCACAGAUGAUGGCAGCAGAAACCUGAAGGACGGAACAGACCUGCCAAUCAAAUGUGAGAUCUCCCCUCUGGUGUCCUACGGGGGAGAGGGUCUUGAAGAGUUGGUGAAGGGACGAGAAUUUCAUCCAGCCCUGAUGAUCGACGAGCUUGGAGUCCACGAAUUGGUGAAGAACGGAGUUUAGACAAUGAAGGAGAGAGAGAGAGAGAGAGAGAGAGAGAGAGAGAGAGAGAGAGAGAGAGAGGUCUCUCUCUCUCUCUCUCUCUAACGGUUGCAGGGAGAAACUGUGAUAUGAACGCUGUGCAAUAACAAAUGUCAUGUGUUCUUGAAAGAGGCUGUCCCGUCCAAAAUGAGCGAACGAGCAAGUGCAUCGUUUACUUUUCAGCGCCAGGUUUUCUUUGCUCUGUAUGUUGAUGUCAUUCAUAGUUCAUAUUUGUCGUGAAGAGCACUUGAACACAGCAUGAGAUGAAGGACGAAAUCCCUGUCAUAGUGACUGGAUGAAGCAGGUGCAUCUAUUUAUUUUGCUUAUGAGACAUAUUUUUAUAUGUACUGGUAGAUGCUUUAUAGGUGGAAAUUACCAUCUACUCAUUUUACCUGGUGAUUUUUAUACGAUGUUGGACUGAGAUAAAAUCAUCAGAAAGCUGUUUCAUACUCGCAUGUAAUCAAGGUACAUGGUACAUGGGCUGUGGGGGGUAUUUAUAAUAUUAGCUUCUUUUCUGCUUGUAAUCAUUGAAGGUUAGACAUGAUUGAGCUUUAAGACGAGCUAUGAUUUAUAUCAUCUUUAUUAAAGAAAUUUCUUACUUGGAAAAACGUAUGCAUGUGUUGCCUGUGUGUGCGCGUGUGCGUGUGUGUGCAUGCAGAACUAUAAAUAUUGUAUGUUUUAUGACAAAUCAGCGUACAGUGUGUGAAUGUGUGUGUUUCAUGUGCUUGUGUCUGCAGCGUGUGUUUUUUACAUUAUAGCUCCUGGUGUCUUGAAUCAGAGUUUCCAGCACAUGGUUUAUGUUUAAGAUGGGCCAGAGCAUGCAACGCUGUUGCAGCUAUUCAGGAAAUAUUCUUUGUGGCUCCUCUGUGACUCAUUUUCUAUCUUAUUCUCCAGCUCCAUAACUGCAUUACGAUGUGAAAGACUGCAGUAUGGUUACUUUAGCAGAAAAACGCGUAUUUUGAUGGGCGUCCUAGUUUGUGUACAAAUCUUUGUAAAGAUGCUUUGAAAUCAUUUAUGAAAUUUGAAUGUGUAGUUCUGCUGAAGUCUUCCCAAGUCUAACAAGCCCAAGGGUCUGCAGCCAUGCUAGUAAAUAUGUGAAGCUACACUUUAGCACAGGCAAGUCAAGUCAUCACCAAACUCAUUAGGAUUCUUCCUCUGAGUACCAUGAAUGUCAAAAAAAAAAAAAAAAAAAAAAAAAGUGGCAGACUGACUGGCUCACAGG